Molecule: messenger RNA, 1162 nt
Organism: Oryza brachyantha (malo sina)
Lineage: Eukaryota; Viridiplantae; Streptophyta; Magnoliopsida; Poales; Poaceae
Product: TPR repeat-containing thioredoxin TDX
Exons: 9
Coding region: 114-1067 (317 amino acids)
Molecular function (GO): Hsp70 protein binding
Source: RefSeq, a predicted model, not a curated record
CUCGUCGCGAUUGCGCCAUACCCUAACCCUAGGCCACCGGGGCGGCGACCGCCGGCGAGCCUGCCACCCGCAACCUCCCCUUCGACGACCCUUUCUUGAGGUAGACGGCAGAUAUGGCGAUGGCUGGAGGGAGCAGCUUUGAGGACGAAAUCGUGGAGUCAGACAUCGAGUUGGAGGGGGAGGUUGUUGAGCCAGAUAAUGACCCUCCUCAGAAGAUGGGAGAUCCAUCUGCUGAAGUCUCCAACGAGAAAUUUGACCAGUCACAGCUUGCCAAAAAGGAAGGCGUUGACGCAAUUUCAGAAGGUAAACUGGAUGAAGCUAUUGAGCACCUCACGGAGGCUGUUGUACUGAAUCCGACUUCAGCUAUCGUCUACGCUGCUCGGGCUAGUGUUUUUGUGAAGUCAAAGAAACCAAAUGCAGCUAUUCGUGAUGCAGAUGCAGCAUUAAAGAUUAAUCCAGAUUCUGCUAAAGGAUAUAAAUCACGAGGGAUGGCAAAAGCUAUGCUUGGGAAGUGGGAAGAGGCUGCUCAGGAUCUUCGCAUGGCAGCAAAAUUGGAUUAUGAUGAAGAGAUUGCUGCAGAGCUUAAGAAGGUUGAACCCAAUGUACUCAAAAUUGAGGAGCAUAGGAGAAAAUAUGAGCGAUUACGCAAAGAGAGGGAUAUGAAAAAAGCUGAAAUGGAAAAACAGCGCAAACAUGCAGAAGAGAUUUCUGCUGCUUCUGCUGUUCUGAAGGAUGGUGAUGUGAUCGCUAUCCACUCAUCCAGUGAGCUGGAAUCAAAGCUCAAGGCAGCAUCAACCUUGUCUAGGCUUGCAGUUCUCUAUUUCACUGCAGGAUGGUGUGGUCCAUGUCGCUUUAUUGGGCCUGUUUGCAAAAGCUUAGCUGAGAAGCAUCGGAAUGUUGUUUUCCUUAAGGUGGACAUCGACGAACUAAACAGUGUCGCAUAUCGCUGGAACGUCUCCAGUGUUCCAUCGUUCUUCUUUGUGAGGAAUGGAAAGGAGAUUGAUAAAGUAGUUGGUGCUGACAAGAAUGGCCUUGAGAGGAAACUUGCUCAGCAUGGAUCAUCCUAAACAGUGAGCAGUCCUGUUACUUGACGUGCUAAUAUGAUGUUUAAUGAAUGAGAACGAGUGCUAUGAAUAAAAGCUGACAUACAGAUCUAGAAUUU